Molecule: messenger RNA, 1410 nt
Organism: Chenopodium quinoa (quinoa)
Lineage: Eukaryota; Viridiplantae; Streptophyta; Magnoliopsida; Caryophyllales; Amaranthaceae
Product: translocation protein SEC62-like
Exons: 5
Coding region: 130-1236 (368 amino acids)
Biological process (GO): post-translational protein targeting to membrane, translocation
Cellular component (GO): endoplasmic reticulum; endoplasmic reticulum membrane
Source: RefSeq, a predicted model, not a curated record
AAAAAAAACAGAUUUUGUAAGAAAGAAAAAGUACAUAAAAACGUUUCAAUUAAGUUCGUCGAAAUACGUGAAACACCCACCCAUUUUUUCUUCCUUCCAUCACAAAAAUAAUCGGAGGAGAGAGAAAAUAUGAAGAAAGCCGGCGCCGAUAAGAAGAAAGUCCGGCGAUCUUCCGCCGGAUCUCUGCAAAGCGGCGGCAGUGAUACUCCUCCUCGGAAACAAGAUGUAGAGAAGGAUGUAUACCUGUUAUUUGCUGAAAAGGUGAGAGAUCAUAAAGAAUUGGAGUCAAGGUGGGCAGUAUUACAAGAGACACGCGUUGAGUACUUCAGGGGGAAGGAUUUUGUGAGAUUCUUAAAAAAUCACCCAGAAGUCAGAGAUAUACUGGGAUCAGAUAGUAAUCUAGAAGCAGAAGAUAUUGCCGAUGUACUAUUGAAGAAAAACCUCAUUGUACGAUGUGACCGUGUUGUAAAAACUUUAAGGCCGGGUAAGAAGAAGUUGUCAACAUGGCCUGCACAUUUGGAGAUCUUUCCUGUUCAAACCUUUUCAGAUAAUGAUGCUUUCUUUGUAUGGACAUUCAUAAAGCGGCAUCCGUUGUGGCAGACACUUCUCUCAUUCUCUUGGCCUGUUUUGACAUUAGCAAUCUGCUUAUUUCCAGUAUACCCACACACGGCCAAGCUUGUGGUACUCUACUCGUGUGCUGGGAUUCUUCUACUUAUACUUAGCAUUCUAAUGUUGAGAGCCACAAUUUUUGGUGCUCUUUGGAUUUUCCUUGGAAAGCGCGUGUGGAUUUUCCCCAAUAUUCUUGCAGAAGAAGCAACAUUAAGUGAGUUGUUCCGUUUUUGGCCUAAAAAAGAUGAGGAGGACCCACCAAAGUGGACUAGCCGGCUUUUCUAUGCUGUAACAUCUGUUGUUGUCAUAUUGAUUUUGAGACAUCAUGCUCCUGAUGAAGCUGCUCGAGCUAGGUACCAGAGGAGGGUUUCUAACAUCAUUGAUGAUGUCCUGGAGUGGUCCCCGAAACUGGCUAUCUCAGGAAUAAUGAAACAACAACCUGAGGGAGUCAAUGUGACCGACUUUCAAAAUGAGUCUACAAGUGAUAGUGGAUCCAACUUUGAGGUGCCACCACCACCAAGUAGCGUAGAUGUUGAUGUUGAUGUUGGUGAAGAGCCUGUGGAAGAAACUGUAGAGGAUAUCGAGGAUGACAAGGGGCAGUCACAACAACAUCAUGGAGGUGUAUAAUCCAUAUUGUGUUAAUUUUGUCUACUUAAAAUUACAGUUUUAUGGCUACCAUUUUUGUUACAUUUCUCUCCCUUUACAGUGUAAAACCAUGUAUUUAACGUGUGAGAGAAACCUAGGGGAUCCUUUCAUCUGAUUUUAUUUGAAUUGAACUUAUUGGACUUUAUCUUUGUUUCA